Drosophila navojoa is the source of this 4264-nucleotide messenger RNA. RefSeq lists its product as uncharacterized. Gene Ontology annotation, biological process: amino acid transmembrane transport. Lineage: Eukaryota; Metazoa; Arthropoda; Insecta; Diptera; Drosophilidae. Gene Ontology annotation, molecular function: L-amino acid transmembrane transporter activity. The record is from RefSeq and is a predicted model, not a curated record. Gene Ontology annotation, cellular component: membrane.
CGCGCUCAUCCACAACAGUAUCAGCUGUGCAGAAUUGAACGAACAGAAACCCAAACAAUGCUGACGUUACCAAAAUUAUACUUUAAAAGACAACCGAGUACCACAAACGUAAAAUGCGCACAUUUGCGCAGCGAUAUUUUCAAAUGAAAUAGUAUUAAAUACGUUUCGUCACACUAUUCGUUAACCAGCCUUAUUCAAACAUAUUCAACUGCCUUUGAUUUCAACAAAUUGUUUCUGCUUGAACAACUGGCGCCUUCUUCUGUUUGUGAUAACAAUCGGCACCCAGAUACCUGCGUUCGCAGCUAACGAAAAAAAAGUAGCUGUUCUACUUAUUUAGCAACUUCGCUUCGCUCAUUAACAAACCAACCGAGGUGAAAGCGAAUUGCAUCAUGUUCUCGCAUUCGGGCCAUGUUAUGACGCUUGCGAAUAGCAUAAUAGGUGUCGGCAUCUUGGCGAUGCCUUUUUGCUUUCAGAAAUGCGGAAUUAUCUUGUCGAUCGUAUUGCUCAUACUAAGCAAUUGGAUAACACGCAUAUGUUGUCACUACUUGAUUAAAACUUCACUGCUGACACGUCGCAAAAGCUUCGAAAUGCUUGGUCUUCACGCUUUCGGCACAUCCGGCAAACUUCUGGCAGAACUCUGCAUCAUCGGCUAUCUGAUUGGCACGUGCAUAACGUACUUUGUUGUCGUUGGCGAUCUGGGACCACAGAUUGUGGCCAAGCUUUUAGCAUUGGAGAUUACAGAGUACCAACAUCUACGCACCUUGGUCAUGUUGGCAGUCACCGUCCUGUGCAUUGUGCCCCUAGGCAUGCUACGCAAUGUGGACAGCUUGUCCGCUGUCUGCACUGCCUCCAUUGGAUUCUAUGUGUGCCUCAUGCUCAAGAUUGUGCUUGAGUCCGAGUCGCACAUUGUGGCCAACGACUGGACAGAGAAAGUCGUUUACUGGGAGCCAGCAGGUGUGCUCCAAUGCCUGCCUAUCUUUAGCAUGGCCUUGGCCUGUCAAAUGCAACUUUUUGAGGUCUUCGGCAGUAUCAAUAACCAAAGUCUGGACAAAUUGAAUGGCAUUGUGCGCAAUGCGACUUGGAUUUGUACACUGGUGUACAUAGCAGUCGGCUUCUUUGGCUAUGUGGCUUUCUGCACUCACAGCUUCUCAGGUAACAUCUUGGUAAAUCUGUCGCCUUCAUUUGGCAGCGAUAUUAUCAAAAUUGGAUUCGUGCUUUCCAUUGCAUUCAGCUUUCCACUGGUCAUAUUUCCAUGCAGAGCCAGCAUAUACUCCUUGCUGUAUAAAAAGGGUCACAUGGAGAGCAGCAAUUAUAUACCCGAGCAGCGCUUCCGUGUGAUAACACUCUUCAUUGUCUUCUUCUCGCUUUGUGUGGCGCUCGUUAUUCCCUCUGUUGAGCUCAUUAUUGGCUUAGUCGGCUCCACAAUUGGCGUUGCCAUAUGCAUAAUGUUUCCAGCGUCGAGCUUUCGCCAGAUCAUUAAGAAAGACUCCACGGAACGCACUUUGGCACAGUUUGUGUUCGUCAGUGGUUUUUGCCUGAUGAUUCUGGGCACGUAUGCCAACCUGCACGCCAUCGAUGCCCAGAGCUCUGGUCCCCAGUUCGAUGCAGUGCAAGUGGUCACACCAUUGUUAACCAACGAAAUCCCACCACCCGUCGAGGUUCCCAAUUUAAAAAACCCCGAAGUAAACAAACACUUAGUAAAACCAAAUAAGGCUGAAGUCAAAGAAGUAUUAGGAAAACUGGAAGAGAACAAACGUGUACGGGCCGCAGAUAGCAUAAAUCUUGUCGAAAAGCCCAACGUUGUGAUCGCUGUUUCCGAGAAUCCACCGAUGCCACCACUGCCCGUUGACGAAUCCCAUGGCCUGGAUUCGAAAAACGAAGCCCCGCCAGAUAAGUCUGAAAGUCUGCCCAAAGAAAAACCCCAACCAGUUGCAGUUGUAAAAGAUGCAAAAAUAGUUCCCAAUAAAAACUUGACAAGAGCAGAGGGGGUGAUUCCAGUGAGUGUGGCUCCCGAGAAAGAGGAAGCUUCACAGCCCAUGAACAUAGCUGCACAGCAGACCAUAGAUGGAGCAGCCAUCAAAAAGGAGGAGGAAAUUACGGCCGAGGAGCAGAAGGAUAAAGUAAGUGUAGUCGAGUUGCUUAAAACAGAAAAAGAACUUAAAGAGAAAAUGGAGAGAUUGGGUCGCACUGUAGACAAACUAAACGAGGAGUUGGCCAAACAAAAGCCACAGAAUGCAGACACAAUGAAACUUUUGGAGCGCAGCGUCGACAAAAUCAACGAUCAAUUGGCCAAUCAAAGCCUCAAUAAUCCGAAACCUCUGGCUCUCAAUGAACUGGCUGAAGCACUAAAUCAGGUCAAAGAAACCAAUCGUCUGCAAAAUGACAAAAACAAAAUAGAAGAGAAGCCACAGAUGGCACUGCCAGAGCAACAACUGCAACCACAACAACAGGCACAGCCUCCAUCUCAACCCCAACCACAACCACAGCCUCAACAGCAACCACAACAGCAGCUGCAACUGCAACCACAACAAGAGGUCAACAACACGAUAAGGGAACGGAAGCCCGCUUCACUUUUGGAAAUUCUGACGGAGAACGCUCACGCGCGGGAGGAGCAGGAAGCGCACGCUGGCGUCUUUGAGCCACUCUCUUACAAAACGGGUGAGCUGCUGCGGAAUGCGAGUGGCGAUGCGCCGCCACUGGCGCAACGGCUGCCGCUGCCUUUGGCGCUGGCCAAUUCAACCAAGGCUCGAGCUAACAGUAGUGCCUUGGCUGCCGAGCUAACGGCCAACAAGUCUGUCGAUGCUGAAAACGUGGAGGCCAUCCGGCGAGAGCUGUUGCAGCUAAAGGAGCAGCAGAUGACGACGACGACGGCACAGUCGGCGAUACGCGUCAAACGUGACGCCGAUGGCAAUGAAAAUUGUCUUCCCGAACCAAAACUAAACGAAGUGAAGAGCGGCGGCUUGAUCGGAAUCGCCCUGCAAGUGGAGAAUAUGGGACGUGAACUGAAGUCCGUUAACGACGAUGAUCUAGAUAAAGCGAGCUCCACGCCCAACACAGACGCAGACACAGAUAGAGAUGAUAAAAGGCUAAAUAGUGCGCUGAACUGAACUGAAAGCACUACGUGCAUCAGAAGAUGAUGCAACCGGAUGUAUGGACAGAUGUACAGCUCCAGUCUAAUGUUCACAGGGCCAAUAAGCUUUAUUAUUAACUUAUUUAUAUUGAAGAUAAUGUAUUAAUUUAGUAUCUAGCAGAAGAUGCGCCUAUAUGCUUAGCAAUCUACACAUAGUUAUAUAAACUAUUUAUAUGGAUCGAUUGCUUCAAUUGAAAAAAACUAAUUAAUAUUGUUUUAAGUAUUAAUUUCAAAUAUAUACAUAUGUUAUAUUAAGAACUGAACGAAAGAUUGCCUUUCUUUAUGUUAUUCAAAUUCUAGGCAGACUUUGAUUUUUCAUUCAUUCAAAUUUGUUUCAACACAUUAAUUGGAAAGUCCAUGGCUAGUUUUAGACUUUUGGAAUAAUGCGCAGAAUUAGUUUAACAUUUGGUUUAAAUCAAUACUAAAUCAACAUACCUGAUCAAGUAUCAUUCUUAAAUGAAUUUGCCAUACAAUGUGCUGUGGGCAAACUUAUUUAAUAAUUAGUGAUUGUUUAUUCCAAAUGUUAGGCACCCACCCAAAUUUCUGAUCAAAAUUGAGCAGUUUCUAUUGGAAAUAGAGGUAGCAGCAUGUCGAUAGUUUUGGAUGUUGUUCAAAAGAUAGUCUUAUAUAGCGCCUACGAGCUGACCUGUGCCGCCGCCGCACAAUUUUUAUAUAAAUGCCGCAUCAUGAACGCGUGGAAAUUUAAACAAAAAUUUAAGAUCGCAAAAGCAGAGGAUAAUGGGAGGAUGUCCAUCGAGGAACGAGAUCCGCCCGCAACAUUAGAUGGCUUCAAUGUGGAGCCCAAGCUCAGCAGCCAGCAGCUAGACUCAGAGUAUAUCGAAUUUGCAUUCAGGAGUUGUGGGCCCAUUUGCCAGCCAAAGACUUCCAUGAUGCGCAUAGCCAGGGACAGCUACUUCUCGUAGACCCGCACAAGCCGAAACAAAAGGCAACUGAUCGCAUAGAUAAAAUAACUUUAAUAGAGAGUAUGGAUGAUCCACCACUUGGAUAACAAAUUGAACAACUCUAACUUCAUCCUUUGUAGCAGCUACCAUUUAAGUGUGUAAUUGGAUUACUUUUUUCUUUCCUUUUCUUUUUUGUGUAUCAAUUAGAAUAAUAGUUUCUCAGCUAACGAGA